Molecule: messenger RNA, 2467 nt
Organism: Panicum virgatum (switchgrass)
Lineage: Eukaryota; Viridiplantae; Streptophyta; Magnoliopsida; Poales; Poaceae
Product: rhamnogalacturonan I rhamnosyltransferase 1-like
Exons: 8
Coding region: 608-2125 (505 amino acids)
Cellular component (GO): cytoplasm
Source: RefSeq, a predicted model, not a curated record
AAUAACUUCACUUCCCCACGCGAAUCGCUCCGCCUCCUCUCCCUCCACGCGCCCGCCCACUCUCCUCCCCUGCUUCCGAGGCGCGGAUCCACCCGCUCCCCAGCCGGCGCGCCGCGGCAGCCAUCUCCGCCGCCGGCUCGGGGCUUCCCGUCCCGUCUCGCCUCCUGCCUGGCCCCCGGCUCGGCCCGAAGCGGCAGGCGGCGGCGUCGUUUGGUGCCGUGCCGGGGUCCCCCCGCCCGCAGACCGAGAUUCGGCUGCGAAAGGAAGGUGAUAAGGCGGGGCGCCCGAGAAUCGGCAAUAACUGCUGGGUUGCCGCUGGUGGGCGCUCAAUCCCGCGUCGGGCUGGGAUUCACACUGAUUUCUUGCCGAUUCGGGGCAGGCGCGCGGGAGCUCGCGUCUAUAUUGCUCGCAUUGGCGGCGCGCGGGGUGGCGUCUGGGCCUCCGCCUCUGCGCCUCAGCGGGUGGGAGAAGCUCUGUGCCAGCGCGGCGCUGGUGGUGCAUUGAGUGGAGGCGAGGCGAUCCCCACCGCUCUCGGUGGAUUAUUGACGUGCGCGGGUGGAGAUGCCUCGUGGCGCGGAGUCCCUCUGACCGUGGGGGGGCUCGCUCGAUGGUCUGCAAGGCGGCGAUGGGGAUCAAGGCGGCGGCGAAGCUCAGGUGGCCGCCCUCGGUGGCCGCCGCGGCGCGGUCGCGCCUGACGCCGUGGAUGCUGCGCGCCACCACGACGGUGCUGCUCUGGACCUGCGUCGUGCAGCUCACCGCCGUGGGGAACACCUGGGGGCCCCGCGUGCUCAAGGGGUGGCCGUCCUGCCGGACGGCGCGGGAGGCGGCCGCUGCCGCCGCGGCCACCACCACGCGGCUCGCGAUGCCGGAGCCCGUCGUCGAGAAGGCCGCGCUGCCGCCCAAGAGAAUUUACAGAAACAAUGGUUAUUUGAUGGUUUCAUGCAAUGGUGGGCUUAACCAAAUGCGAGCCGCUAUAUGUGAUAUGGUUGUAAUUGCAAGAUAUUUGAAUGUGACUUUGAUAGUCCCCGAGUUGGAUAAGACAUCGUUCUGGAAUGACCCGAGCGAAUUUCAGGAUAUAUUUGAUAUUGAACAUUUUAUAACCUCUCUUAGAGAUGAGGUUCGUAUACUUAGAGAAUUGCCACCAAGAAUAAAGAGAAGAGUGGAAUUAGGGAAAUUUCACUCGAUGCCUCCUAUCAGUUGGUCAGAUAUCUCUUACUACCAUAAGCAGAUUCUUCCUUUGAUUCGGAAGUACAAGGUCCUCCAUCUGAAUAGAACUGAUGCUAGGUUGGCAAAUAAUGGUCUGCCUCUGGAGAUCCAGAGAUUGCGUUGCCGGGUGAAUUAUGCUGCACUGAAAUUUACGCCCCAAAUUGAAGAGUUAGGCAAGAGAGUAAUUAGAAUACUCCGCCAGAAUGGCCCCUUCUUAGUUCUUCACUUACGAUAUGAGAUGGAUAUGCUUGCUUUCUCUGGCUGUACUCAAGGUUGCACUCCUAAAGAAGCUGAGGAGCUUACAAGAAUGAGGUACGCUUACCCAUGGUGGAAAGAGAAAGUAAUAAAUUCUUUUGUGAAAAGAAAAGACGGCCUUUGCCCUUUGACGCCAGAGGAGAUUGCUCUUGUCCUUAGAGCAUUGGAUAUCGACCAAAAUAUGCAAAUAUAUAUCGCAGCUGGUGAGAUAUAUGGUGGAAAGCGCAGAAUGGCUUCUCUUACCUCAGCUUACCCUAACGUGGCGAGGAAGGAGACACUUCUGGAACCUUCUGAUCUCAUGUUCUUUCAGAACCAUUCAUCACAAAUGGCAGCGCUGGACUACUUGGUAUCACUGGAAAGUGACAUCUUUGUUCCAACAUAUGAUGGCAACAUGGCUAAAGUCGUCGAGGGCCACCGCAGGUACAUGGGCUUCAAGAAAACGAUCCUGUUGGAUCGGAAACUUAUAGUUGAGCUGGUAGAUCAGUACACCAGUGGCUCUUUGCGGUGGGAUGAGUUCUCUUCAUUGAUCAAGGCUGUGCAUGCCAACCGGAUGGGAUCAGCUGCCACCAGGACAGUGAUCCCUGACAGACCGAAAGAAGAGGACUACUUCUAUGCCAACCCGCAAGAAUGCCUGCGAGAUCCCAGUCUGCUCCGAACAUCGUGAUCUUUUCAGCGCUCCUGCUGCCAUUCUUUCUGUAACUUGGCGUGGCUGAACCUAUGAUGAUCCAUUAAUCCUCGGAGCCCGUCAAAAAUAGAGAGCUAGCAUGCUGUUGGUUGCAGUUCAGAGCCAUGGAAGGUCAGCGAUUGGUUUAGAAACUAGGAAGGGUGAUUGAUACUUGAAUGUAGAUGGUACAUAGGUGAUAGGCAUAGUACUGGCACGGCGAGGCAUGGCUCUUGAUCACACCAGCAAAUGUAGAGCCAAAAAUAUCCAUGUUUAGAUGGUGUCAGUCCCAUAAGAAUGAUCUUUGUAACAAGGGAUACUAUUCGAAUGAGAAAAGAAUAGAUA